UUUUGCCCCUUACCCUCACGCACAAUAGUCGUAGUUUGUUGUAAUGCACACGUAUUUACAGUACUAAAAAACAAACAAAAAUGAUGUUGAGAUACAUUGGAUCUUAAAAUGCAUUUUUAUGCAUCAAUUCCAGUGCCUCUUAGUAUUUUUCACUAGAACCAGCAUUAUUGUAUUCUUUUGUGAUGCCCCCGCCGAUGCUGUUGCAGCAGCUGCUGCUGCUUCUGCUGUUCCUGAGCUGCUGGCGUGGAGUCACUUCUAGCCCUACAGACGACAGUGUAGCGAGGACCGACCACGGGGAUCAGGGCGAGCCGGGAUUUGAAGAACAGCACCAGGAUUCUUACAGCUAUCCUUUCCCCACUGCGCCUCCUGUAGAUCCUUUCGCCAGAAUCAAAGUGAGUGACUGUGGGGUAACGAAGGGCUGCUUCAGGUAUGGGAAGCCAGGUUGUGAUGCAGAGACCUGUGAUUACUUCCUCAGCUACCGCAGGAUCGGAGCCGAUGUUGAGUUUGAGUUGAGUGCGGACACUGAUGGUUGGGUGGCGGUCGGGUUUUCAUCCGAUAAGAAGAUGGGAGGCGAUGAUGUCAUGGGGUGUGUCCACGAUGACAAUGGCAGGGUUCGGAUCCAUCAUUUCUACAACGUGGGGCAGUGGGCCAAGGAGAUUAAGAGGAACCCAGCACGGGAUGAGGAGGGGAUAUUUGAAAACAACCGAGUGACCUGCAGGUUCAAGCGUCCGGUUUAUGUUUCCCGGGAGGAGACUAUUGUGGACCUGCACUUGAGCUGGUACUACCUGUUUGCAUGGGGACCAGCCAUUCAAGGAUCAAUCACUCGGCACGACAUUGAUGCCCCGCCUGUGUCAGAUCACAUGAUCAGUAUCUAUAACUACGAGGAUGUCUUCAUGCCCUCAGCAGCCUAUCAGACAUUCUCCUCUCCCUUCUGUUUGCUCCUCAUCGUCGCACUGACUUUUUACUUACUGAUGGGGACUCCGUAACCCGGGACGUGCACAGGAACAAUUAAGAAACAGAAUAAUCAUUUUUAAAGACUGGUGACUGGGAAUCACUGGCAGCAAAUCGAUCGGAACUGUGCCAUUUACUAUUACACGGGAAGAAACUGUCAGGUAAUUGAGCAAAUGAUUGUAGUGCCACCAUCUAACCAAAACACUCAAAAUCCAUUUGUGAAAAUAGCUUCUUAUUAGGCUGAGCCAUUCUCUAAGGUGAUGUAUGUUUACGUUGUUCUACAAUGUUCUUAUGAUGUUCAUUCUGCAGUGUUAUUACAAGGGAUUUACAAGAUACCCGUAACUGAUAGUCUGUAUUGUCUUUAGGAAGUAUUUAUUGGCAGGUAUCCAAUACAUCCAUUCACAACGUGUUGAUUCCAAAACGAAAAAAGUUAUCUCCCUCACGUUUACAAUUGACAAUUUACGGCCUCAGUAUGCCAGUAUAAAUCCAAUCAUGCAUCCAUGCGUCUAAGAAGAAAAAACGAUCCUGUGCGUUCCCUAUUGCACCUUGCACACUGAGUCCGUAAUUGUCGUACGACGGUGAUGUGUCAAUUUUGGAAUUGAAACAAGUUCGAUUUGAUCCGAUUUGACAUAUGUUAAAAAUUACACUGACCAAUGAAAAACGACUGGGAAGACAAGUGGAUUCUUGCAGUUCCUGUUUUUGUGUUCAACAUGGCUCUAAGCGAAGCUUAUUCUCUGUGUAGCCGACCACGAAGAACUGUAUAAUAAAGCACAUAAAGAAUACAAGGACACCUAAAAAAAUGAAAACAUAUGGCAAGCUACUGCGGUGGAGCUGGGCAUGGAAUUUUUGGCUCCAACCACAGAGAGUAGACUGUAACUUUUUAGAGUGAAAUAUAGUCAUAUCGGUUUGUAUCGCUAUGACAAAAUAUGCUUUUGUGUAGCCCUACAGAAUUGUAGAACAGUUUAAAUUGUGACAUUAGGGCUGUUUUUCCGAAUAACCUUUUUAUUAUGUUGUCCAAUUGGAGCUCCUGUAUCAGCCUGUGAUACUCCCCCAGUUCUUUCCGCUUCUUUAAUAUUGGGUGCAUCCAAUAAAUUGCCUUUUUUUGCGUUUUUGGCUUUGACUCCACAGGUAAUAGAUCUUCAUCAUCGCUGCUGGAGCUGGUUGAAGGUAACUCUGCCAUUUUUUUUUUCCUUGUGUGGUUUUAACGCAUCCAAUGUUCAAUCAACUUGACGGACGAUUUUUCGGAUGUGCGUAAUGGCCUUAACACUAAAAAUGCCAGCACCCCGGAUGAGAGAAAUUAUACCCCAAGCAGCUUUUAAAACACUCAGCGCAUUAGUUAAUUCUCAUUGACUGAAAUCAAAAUCUUAUGAAUGGAUUUAUUGGAUACCUGCCAUUAAAUACUUAAAGACAAUACUGAGUAUGACUAACAAAUAUUCUGCACACCCAUAAUUAUUACAGUAGUUUUAUACAUGUGGGCCAGAGUUGAAUGUGCCAAUUAUACUUGUUCCAAUAGGUAUGUCAGCCCUUGUGAUGUUAUGGUGAAGAUCAGUGUAGUCGUUUGCCCACAUGUAUCAUACAGUGUUCUCGAGACUGAAACAAUAAUCAGUCAAUAGACUUCUUCAUACUGGGAUUAUAUACUCUUGAAUACCCAACUGAAAUAGAAUGUUUUGAGUUAAAUGUUGAUUAUAACCACGCUAAUUAUCUAUGCGUGUGUGUAUGUGUGUGUGUGUGUGUGUGUGUGUGUGUGUGUGUGUGUAAGGAUAUUCUUAUGAUUUUUAAUGCUACUGAGAUUAUGUAAAAUAAAAAACUCAGUAAUUCCUUCAGAAGCAGGUUGUAAAUGAAAACAACUGCACUGUAAAAGUGCACUGAAUGGUGAUCAAAUGGCUGCAUAUUGAACUGGCUAUAAUGACUUUCUAGAAAGACCUUGGAUGCUGGAAAGACCAUGUCAGCCUGCCGAUCAAUAUGUAAGGAAGGCUAUGUGAAAGAGCUGUUUAAAAAAUGGUUAUAUUACAGUACUGCUGUAUUUUUAGGUUCAAAUUGUUAGUGUGCAUAGAGCAGAGCAAAUCCGAUAGGGGGUGCAAAAAAGGAAUACUAUAAAGCCAUAAAUAUUUGCCAGCCUUUUAUUAUGCGUUUUUCCCGUAUGAAAAAAAAAAAAAACUACAAACAUUUUUGGCACGAAUAUCAAAUUCCAUUAACAAUACAUACUUAGUAUAUUGCAAGAGAUCGGUAACAUUUCUGGAACAAAAUAGGUUUUAUGGCUGUGAUUCGCCAAAUAUUUUGGUUGCAAAUAUUUAUGGCUUUACAGUAUAUAAGUACAACCAUUAUUUUAAUAUACAUAGAUCUAUAGUAGGAUUUUGGCAUAACAGACCCAGUGGCCAAAUAUUGUAACUGCUGUUGAAAAAGACUGCAUACAGUGCCCCCGGUGUCUGCAUGUUGAAAUAGCAACAAAGAUGUUAAAGGGAACGCCAGAGCCACAUUUUUUGCACACAUCUAAAUUGUUAUAUUCUACAGAUCUGUGGUUAUAUGCAAUAAAAUAAAUGUUUUUAGAAUUGAA
Acipenser ruthenus (sterlet) is the source of this 3505-nucleotide messenger RNA. Its product is annotated as DOMON domain-containing protein FRRS1L-like. The transcript has 5 exons. Gene Ontology annotation, biological process: regulation of glutamate receptor signaling pathway. Lineage: Eukaryota; Metazoa; Chordata; Actinopteri; Acipenseriformes; Acipenseridae. The record is from RefSeq and is a predicted model, not a curated record. The coding region runs from base 183 to 986 and encodes 267 amino acids.